Molecule: messenger RNA, 1062 nt
Organism: Trematosphaeria pertusa
Lineage: Eukaryota; Fungi; Ascomycota; Dothideomycetes; Pleosporales; Trematosphaeriaceae
Product: electron transfer flavo protein-like protein subunit alpha
Exons: 3
Coding region: 1-1062 (353 amino acids)
Cellular component (GO): mitochondrion
Molecular function (GO): electron transfer activity; flavin adenine dinucleotide binding
Source: RefSeq, a predicted model, not a curated record
AUGUUUUCAACCGCGCGCAAAUCGGUCUUGCGGCAAGCUCGAACACAGCUCCGAUUGUCGCAACCUACCGCACUCCCCCAGUACUCUGCCCUCCGCCGGUUACUGUCGACAUUGGCAGUGCUCGACCAAAGAGACGGGAAGCUCAAUAUCGCAUCGCUAGCUGCGGUUACAGCUGGAACAAAACUCGGAGGCUCAGUAACCGCCUUCGUCGCCGGAAGUGGGGUAAAGUCGGUGGCAGACGAGGUAGCGAAGGUCAAAGGCGUCGAGAAGAUAAUAUACGUCGACAAUGAUGCAUAUGAUAAGGGUCUUCCCGAGAACUACGCGCCGCUGGUCGUCGAAAACAUCAAGAAGGGGGGCUACACACACAUCGUCACAGGGCACUCUGCUUUCGGGAAGAACCUGAUGCCACGGGUUGCUGCUCUUUUGGAUACCCAGCAGAUCUCAGAUAUCACUGGCAUUGAGAGCGAGGACAGCAAGUCAACCACAUUCAUUCGACCGAUAUACGCCGGCAACGCCAUUCUAACCGUUCAAUCGUCCGACAGCACGAAGGUGAUAACCGUACGAGGGACCGCUUUUCCUGCUCCCGAAACCGAAGGUGGCUCCGCGAGCAUAGCAGAAGGUGUAGACCCCAAGGUUGAAUGCCCAACAGAAUGGGUGUCGGAAGACCUAGCCAAGUCUGACCGACCCGAUCUUGGCUCAGCAGACAAAGUGGUAUCAGGAGGACGAGGCCUGAAGUCGAAGGAGGAGUUCGACAGGCUCAUGCCGCCCCUAGCUGACGCUCUCGGCGCCGCUAUCGGAGCUUCACGAGCUGCGGUCGACAGCGGCUUUGCGGACAACAGUCUGCAAGUUGGCCAGACCGGAAAGAAUGUCGCCCCGCAGCUCUACCUCUGCGCUGGAAUAUCCGGAGCCAUCCAGCAUUUGGCCGGCAUGAAGGACAGCAAGGUCAUUGCGGCCAUCAACAAGGACCCCGAAGCACCCAUUUUCCAAGUCGCAGACGUCGGGCUGGUUGGCGAUCUCUUUGAGAAAGUGCCAGAACUGACUGAGAAGCUCAAGACGCAAUAG